CAGCAUUGAGAAAAAUAGAUACGCUCUGAUCAUAUUUAAAGGGGGAGCUCUAGCUACCCCCCCGAGUCAGACUUCGCUAUAUAAACAAAGGCGGAGGACUACAAAGAGAAGGCUUUUCAACAAAUAUGGUGUCGCCGGUGACAGUGGUGAAGAGUGAAGGGCCUAAACUUGUGCCCUUUUUCAAAGCCACGUGUGUUUACUUCGUCCUCUGGCUGCCGACUUCCAGCCCUUCCUGGUUCAGUGCCCUCAUCAAGUGUCUGCCUAUCUUCUGCCUAUGGGUUUUCUUGCUAGCGCAUGGGAUCAAUUUCAUGACAGCCCACCGCAGCGCCUGUAGGAUCUUGGCUGGUCUGAUAUUCUCAGCUCUAGGAGAUGCCUUCCUCAUCUGGCAAGAGCAAGGCUACUUCGUUCAUGGUUUAUUGAUGUUUGCCAUCACACACAUCCUGUACUCCUCAGCAUUUGGGAUGAAGCCUUUGGACUUGAAAACUGGCCUGGCAAUGGCCCUGGUGUCCAGCUUCUGCUACACGUUCCUAUAUUCCUACCUCUCGGGCCCAUUUACCUAUCUGGUAGCUGUCUACAUUGCCUUGAUAGGGUUCAUGGGCUGGCGGGCCAUGGCUGGUGUUCAGCUGUGCAAUGACCUUUGGACUUGGACCAAGCUCUCAGCUUGCAUCGGCUCAGUGCUUUUCAUGGUCUCAGAUCUAACCAUUGCAGUCAACAAAUUUUGCUUUCCCGUGCCCUACUCACGGGUCAUCAUUAUGGCCACUUACUAUGCUGCUCAGAUGCUCAUUGCACUUUCUGCAGUGGAGAGCAGGGAUGAAGAAGACUUUAAAAAGAGGAAGUAA
Messenger RNA from Eublepharis macularius, 839 nucleotides. It is a transcript of the gene TMEM86A, whose product is annotated as transmembrane protein 86A. Gene Ontology annotation, cellular component: membrane. The record is from RefSeq and is a predicted model, not a curated record. The coding region runs from base 126 to 839 and encodes 237 amino acids. Lineage: Eukaryota; Metazoa; Chordata; Lepidosauria; Squamata; Eublepharidae. The transcript is spliced from 3 exons.